AUGUCUACUGAAUUCGAUGCAAUUGUUGUUGGCGGCGGCUUUGGCGGCAUCUAUUCCACCUACAAGCUCCGCAACAUGGGCUACAAUGUCAAGUCCUUUGAAAAGGGCCCCCAAAUUGGCGGUGUUUGGUACUGGAACCGCUACCCUGGCGCUCGUGUUGACUCGGACGUCCCCAUCUAUCAACUCUGGCUCAAGGAAAUCUACAAGGACUGGGAUUUCAAGGAGCGUUUCCCUGGUUGGAAAGAGCUUCGCGAAUACUUUGCCCAUGUCGAAAAGAAAAUCAACAUCUCUCGUAACUACUCCUUCAACACAUUUGUCGCCUCAUGUCACUUCAACACUACAACUAACAAAUGGACCGUUACUACAACUGGAGAAGGAGCUGGCACCUAUGUCUGCAAACAUUUGAUCAUCUGCACUGGCUUUGCAUCCAAAAACUUUAUUCCGGAUUUCAAUGGCCUCGACAAGUUUGAGGGUAUCAUGCACCAUACUGCUGAAUGGCCCCAAGACCAUGAUGUUGAUUUUACAAACAAACGCGUGGCUGUCAUUGGUACUGGUGCCUCUGGUGUUCAGGUCAUCCAGGAAGUUGGCCCCACUGUCAAGUCCUUGGACGUUUACCAGCGCACACCUAACUUGGCCAUCCCCAUGCGUCAACGCCCUGUGACACAUGAGGAACAAGAAGUCCGCCGACCACGCUACGACGAAGUCUUUGAGGCUACUCUCCACGAGCCUUGUGCUGCUGGCUUUGAGUUUGGUUUCGAUCCUCGCAGUGCCUUGGAAGUUUCCGAUGAAGAGCGUGAAGCCACUUUUGAACGUUUGUGGGCUGCAGGAGGCUUCAACUUUUGGGUGUCCACCUUCCACGAUGUCUGGACUGACCUCGAGGCUGACAAAUACCAGUACGCCUUUUGGCGCAAGAAAGUUUUGGCCAGACUCACUCGUCCAGAACUCGUUGAAAAACUCGCACCUUCUGUGGCCCCCUGCCCCUAUGCUGCCAAGCGCCCCUGUCUCGAGCAGCGUUACUACGAGGUCUACAAUCAGCCCAAUGUUGAUAUUGUUGACAUGAAGGCCACCCCCAUUGUGGAGUUCACCAAGACCGGAAUCAAAACUGAAGAAGGCGAGCGUGAGUACGACAUCAUUGUGCUGGCCACAGGAUUUGAUGCCGUUACUGGCGGUCUUUUGCAAAUGGACAUUCGCGGUGCUUCUGGUCAAACUCUUGGAGAGAAGUGGGCUCCCAAUGGUGUGAGUGCUCUUUUGGGUGUUGCAGUCCAAGAUUUCCCCAACAUGUACUUUAUGUAUGGUCCCCAAGGCCCUACAGCCUUUUCCAAUGGCCCCACAUGUGCUCAGGUUCAAACUGACUUUAUUGUUGAUCUUAUUGAACAUGUUGAUACUUCUGGCCUCAAGUACGCCGAUCCUAAAGCUGAAGCCGAACAAAAAUGGUCCGACACUUGCACAGCUCUUCAAGAAAAGACUCUGGUCCAUGGAACCAAGUCCUGGUACAAUGGUGGCAAUGUGCCUGGUAAGAAGAUUGGCGCUUAUAAUUAUAUUGGCGGCAUUCCACAGUACUGCCGUGAGCUUAAGGCUGAGAAGAAUGGCAAGUACCAAAGCUUUAAGUUUGCUUGA
Messenger RNA from Magnusiomyces paraingens, 1617 nucleotides. RefSeq lists its product as uncharacterized. Lineage: Eukaryota; Fungi; Ascomycota; Dipodascomycetes; Dipodascales; Dipodascaceae. Gene Ontology annotation, molecular function: NADP binding; flavin adenine dinucleotide binding; N,N-dimethylaniline monooxygenase activity. The transcript has a single exon. The coding region runs from base 1 to 1617 and encodes 538 amino acids. The record is from RefSeq and is a predicted model, not a curated record.